AUGUUGGAUGCGCUUCCAAAGCAGUGGUUGCCGCAGACAUGGCGUAUGAGUUCCCUUCUUUCAAUCCUCAACCACACGUCGUCAUCGGCGUCGUCGCCGAUCUCCCGUUUGGCCCCCGAGCUCCUCAUCUCCAUCUUUGAGCUCGUGCCGCUCCUCUGCCGAGCUGAUACACCCCCCAAAUCCCACGACCUUGGCUGGAUAGCUAUCUCCCAUGUCUGUCGCCGCUGGCGGAUCAUCGCACUCAAUGUGCCCUACCUCUGGCUGGGGAUAUCUUCUCCCACGUUGCCGUGGAUGCAAGAGAUAUUGUUGCGCUCGCAACCUAUGUCGAUCGAUGUCCGGUUUAAUCUCGAUGCUCUCGAAAACCCCUACUCGUCGUGGCAGGCCUUUGCGCUUGCUAUGCAAAACAUACCGCGCAUGCGCAGUCUGCAUCUCACGGGCCAGGUCGUGGACACGUUACUCCGGACCCAGUACUCGACCCCCGCGCCAUUCCUCGAGGAUCUCCGCCUCGAGCUCGCUUCGAUUCCGCCUCUCGGCGAUCCCUUUUAUCCCGACUCUCUUUUCGGUGGCGAGACCCCUGUACUACGAGCACUCUUCCUCAAGGGCUUGAGCAUCCGUCUGUCUUCCCCAAUCCUGCCCGCGUUGUCGUCACUAGCGAUUCACGGCGACACGCGCACCCCGCGCCAUACACUAGCUCAGUGGCUCGAUGCGCUCGCGCGCAUGCCUAAGCUCGAGACCCUUCACCUCGUCCAAGCCCUGUCCCGCACACCGCUCGCAGGCGCCGACUCCACCUUCGACUCGUCGCCAUCAACAGUCGCCCUCCCCGUCCUCAACGCCCUCCUCUUCGCCAACAACACCCUCGCCGACUGUGUCAUGUUCACCAGCCGCCUCGCCAUUCCCUCUUCCGCGUCCGUCGAAGUACGCACCUACGUCACAUCCGCCGAAGAGCUCUCCCCGCGCGCGCUCAUCCCGUCGCACGCGCACACGUCGAUCGCAGCGCUCCACAUCACGCACAGCGCUACCGGAUUCUCGAUCGCAGGCGCGCUGGUCGCCGGUGCCGCGCCCGUCUUCGUCCUAUCCAUCGUCAUCCCCGACCCGUCCGCCGUCGCACCGGCCAUCCUGGCCGCCCUCGCACACUUUAACGUCGCCUCCGUGCGCAGCCUUUUCAUCGACCUCGGCGGGCUCACGCUCGACUGGUCGCGCGUCCUCUCCCGCCUGCCCGCGCUUGACGCCAUCCGCGUCCGCGGCGCAGCGCUGCACGUCUUCCCCCCGGCGCUCGUGCGCGCUGCGGCCGACACAGAGCUGGCGUGUCCCGGGCUGAAGCGCCUCGAAUUCGAGCACCGCCCGCCCGCGUUUGGCGCGCGGCUCAACAAGAGUUUCUUUGUGGCGUUAAAGGACGCGGUGGAUGCGCGCGCGGCGGACGGGUUGGCUCUCGAGGAGCUCGUCGUGUUUGGGGAGGCGGUGUCGCUGCGGCCGGGCUCUGAGGGCUUCGAGGCGAUGGGGCUACGGAAGGUCCCGAGAGAAUUCCUUUGAAGGACGGCGCGGGCGGUGGGUGCUCGGAUCUUGAUAUCCAAAGCGUGUGCGCAGACGCGAAUGAUUACUGUAGCUCGAACUUUGUCGGUGGUGGCGGGUUACGUGCUCAUUCUAUGUCACGUUGUCGAGCC
Molecule: messenger RNA, 1661 nt
Organism: Heterobasidion irregulare TC 32-1
Lineage: Eukaryota; Fungi; Basidiomycota; Agaricomycetes; Russulales; Bondarzewiaceae
Exons: 2
Coding region: 1-1530 (509 amino acids)
Source: RefSeq, a predicted model, not a curated record